AUGCCCACUGUAAUAUGGUUCGGUUUGAACCUCUUCCGCCUGGUUGCGGUUACCUUCAUGGCCUGGGCGCUCGUCGCUCAGUUCAUGUCGCUAGUCGAUGAGAUCAAUUCACUCAGUACCCAAUCCAGCUCGUUUGCCUCACCAGUAUCGGCAAGCACGAGCAAACAAGCGCUGAUAACGCAAUGGGGCCUCGCGGGGGCAAUGACCAUCCCUGUAUCGACUACAACACCCGUGAUGGGCGCUCUGGUGUCCCCGCCGACACCCACACGUCAGCCCCUGCCGACUACCCCAGCUGCGCCUGCCGCUCUACCGACGACUUCCGCCUUCAAUGCGUUGCAGCGCGUGACCGUUCCGGUGUCGGAUCUCGGAGCGGAAGAGUCUGUCAGGAUCAUCAAGCCGCUGGUGGGGCCGAUGCUAGGAGACAUACGAGCUCGCGGACAGCACCUUCGGCGUAACCUGCGGGAUCAUGGCGACGCAGAGGACGACCGAGUGGAGUUGAUGCACGCGGACAUUGCCACCACGGUGCAGACCACGGUUAUGGAGACUGGGGCGAGAGCAGAUCUGAUCGCAUGGGUAGUGUUAUCUCGCGUCGUCAUCGCUAUCAUCCUCCUCGUUGGUAUCGCAGCUCAGCUGGGCGUGCCUGAAAUGUUCUUGUUUGACCAUGCUGGUUGGCUCGGACCGCAGAGCACUCCACUGGCUCUGGGAGGACUUCAGGCACUAUCUUCCAUCGAGAUUCUUCGAAACAAAGCCAAAGAGGUCAAUCUCAUACCGAGCUACGCUCUGCUCGGCGUCGGCCUCGUCAACGUCCUCGCUGCCUGUCUCCUACUCUACCUCGGUCGCAGACUGCCCAAACAACCUCCUCCACCUCUCUACUUCAACCACGCCCAGCGUCUACUCUUCUGGACCCUCGAGCCACCAUGCUAUCGACAGAUCCUGGAUCCAAGGCUCCCGACGCAUCUCAACGAGCCGCAGGGGGAGCGCCGUCGCGAGAGGCUGCCAAAGAGCAACGCGCCUGAGAUUGACCUGGAAGAGUCGGACGACGAAGAAGAGGAGUACAAGCCGUCCGGAGGGGAGGCGUCGCGCUACGUCGAAGGAUCAAGAGCGAUGACGGCGGAUGAGGAUGUGGCGAGGGGCGGGUAUCCAACGUUCGCGCCGGGCGCGGGGAUCGGUCAGCCCGGUCGAAAUGUCCCCGCUGGGACGCUGGAAAGCGAUAGCUGGGACGGACCCGUCCGCUUCACGAGGGAGGAGGACGCAAAGGCCGCUCUCCCGGUCAUCAGCACCAGCGCAUCCCAUCCCAAGCCUAGGCGCGCUCAGCCACCAUCUCUCGCGCUCGCUCGCCGACAGCGCAGCACCGAUUCGACUUUCGACGAUAUUCAAGCGGACCUCGCAGGAUCGCCUCGGCCCCCACAUACCCUCCCGCGUGAGCCAACCAGGCCGUCCAGACAACCCAAGCAGACCGGUCGGACCCUGGACGUGCCACAGCCCGAUUUGUAUCGAGCUACCUCGUCCGCCUCGGACAAUUCGGCAUACAGCGGUAUCUCGCGCGCAAAGGUGACGUACCGCAAGUCGAUCGAUCAGGCAUCCAAGGAUCUCGGACCUCACUUUCCUCUCCCGCCACACCGCAAGCGCGACCGACCCCCUGCCCUGGCUGAGCGGCGACCCGAGAGUCUUUUGCCGGUGUCGAAGGACGGGAGACGGGCGCCGUCUGCGUAUCUGGCACGGGCACCCCCUCCCUCGGCCCGUACGGUAGCAUCGCCCAUGUCGGCCCGAUUCAAAUCACCUCCACCUCGCUCAAGCACCGUUGACGUUCCCGCCCGGCCGGUGUCCGCCCUUCCAACCUCGGCACCCAAAACGCCACAUACACCCGGAACACCUCUCUCUUCCGUCAGCCCCGUGUCUGCGCAGAUCGCCCAAGCGCAACACGGCCAAGUCACCGCUGGGCACAUCUUUGACCGUCAGAUCUCCGCCAGCCCCGAGCUGCUGGUCGACGAGCCACCCAAGGUGGACAUGCCAGACCCCAGUGCAACCCAGUAUACGCGCGGACGAGCCAGAGCGCUCUCAGUCGCUGGCCCACCUGCAGCACCCAGGCGUCCAGCGCAGUCCAGCAUCAAGCGAGCCACCUCUAUCCAGCCUGGCCGACCAGCCCGAGGGGUCCGCUUCGACAUGUCGUCGGUCGAGGAGAUACCCGAGCCUGUCCCCACACCGCGCACUGGGCUUCGAAUACCCGGCACCAACUUCCACCUCAACCUUCCCGCUAUCCUAUCCCCAGCCCCCAGCUCGCGUCGGAACAGCGUCGACUCGUUUGAGACCGCAGGAUCGGCAGGCAUCACGCGCUCGCGACCACUGUCGGGCGCAUCCAUCACGUCGAUGAUGGAAAAGCUGGAGCUGGACAUGGAGGCCGACGCGAAGAGGGAGAGCAAGCCGGUAGUUCUUGGGGGAGCGUAUCUAGAUGGCGGGAAGGAGACGCUCAAGUAG
Molecule: messenger RNA, 2475 nt
Organism: Dioszegia hungarica
Lineage: Eukaryota; Fungi; Basidiomycota; Tremellomycetes; Tremellales; Bulleribasidiaceae
Exons: 7
Coding region: 1-2475 (824 amino acids)
Source: RefSeq, a predicted model, not a curated record